Pocillopora verrucosa is the source of this 4561-nucleotide messenger RNA. Its product is annotated as ankyrin repeat and IBR domain-containing protein 1. NCBI's taxonomy places the organism in Eukaryota, Metazoa, Cnidaria, Anthozoa, Scleractinia, Pocilloporidae. The record is from RefSeq and is a predicted model, not a curated record. Gene Ontology annotation, biological process: ubiquitin-dependent protein catabolic process; protein polyubiquitination; positive regulation of proteasomal ubiquitin-dependent protein catabolic process. Gene Ontology annotation, cellular component: cytoplasm; ubiquitin ligase complex. Gene Ontology annotation, molecular function: ubiquitin conjugating enzyme binding; ubiquitin protein ligase activity; zinc ion binding.
UCUUCCAAAACAAGACAGUGUUCCGUGUUAUGUUGACGAAAUGUUAUAGUUGUUGUGACUGAGUUAUCUCGAUAACUAGACAAAAGUUUUCUUAGAAAGAGACAAGGAUCAUUUUUUUUCCAAAAGAAAGUGGACAAGGAGGGUUGGAGAAGAAAAUGAGAACGCUAAAUCGAACGAUUUGCUUCGUUUACGCGGCCGGAGAUGCCAUGAUUUUUUCAUGCUGACCGUGGUCUGAAGGGUUUCGCUUUGUUAAUAAUUUUACUCUUGAUAUCCUAAAGAAACCCGCUUAGCUUGUGUACAAGGCUUGGAAACUUUUGAAUUUUAUUUUAUUGUUUGUUUGUUUUCCUUCGCUGUUUUAAUUUAUCCAUGGGAAGUUCUACUUCAAAGUUCCGCAAAGCUCUUCAACGUGGUGAAGGAGUCGAGGCUAUGCACAUUUACCUCAAGAACCCUGAAAUUAAAAGAAAUCUUGAUCCGAACUGCAGCUUCGGAGUGAAUCAUGGCCGAAACACUGCACUGCAUUAUGCCGCAAUGCAUGCGAUGAAAGCUUUUAUACGCGAGUUCCUGGAGGAAAAAGCUGACCCGAACAUUACGAACGCGAUAGGGCAAAAUGCCUUGCACUGUGUUAGCUUGAGUUUCCGAGGAGUCGAAUCGUCCGUCGAUAAAGCGCGAGCCGACUGCAUGUCGAUACUUCUAGGAUGGAGUUCAAAUCUUCCGGAGGGAACAGGGCUUGAGAUCGAUGCACGCGAUCAGACUGGAAACACUCCGCUGCACUAUGCUGCAAGCUCAGGACUAUAUCAAUGUGUUCAGUUGUUGGUUGCUAAUGGAGCAUCACUUUAUGAAGAAAACAAGAAUGGGGAAACUGCAUGUGACUUUGCCAUCAAAAGAGGAUUUAACUCCAUUGCAGCUUUUCUGGAAUCAAGGAUGGUUUUCUCUCAAGAAUCUCCAAGUGCCAAUGCAGUUGAGGAGCCUGUUUUUAUUGACAGAGAUGACCAGAAGCAAUACAGAGGUCUUUGUGCGCAAGAUCUUCAAGAAGCAAAGGAUCAGAUGCUUGUAGAAACCGCAGAUAUGCUCAGGGUUCCAUUGUUUACUGCUGAAGGUCUACUUCGGAAUCACGAGUGGUCUAAAGAAUCUCUGAUUGAAGCAUGGAUGGAAGAUCCUGUUGCAGCUUGUGAGAAAGCUGGAGUUACUCUCCCAGAGAAUCACACCACAGGCAAUGUAGAACUUGAAGAGAAAACUAAACUUGCAGUAAAAAGCAACUAUGGAGCAUCUGAAGUUUGUUCUAUCUGUGAAGAUCAAAUAGUGUAUGAAGAUGUUCCUCUGUCUCUUUCUUGUAAUCAUGAGUUCUGUCGUUCUUGCUGGGAAAGUUAUCUGAAUGUGAAGAUCAAAGAAGGCAAGGCUCAUAACAUACAGUGUCCUGCAUUUGAUUGCAGUGCUCUUGUCCCUGUGGAAACUAUUGAAAGUCUUGUAUCAAGAGAAAUGGCAAGAAGAUAUCUUCAGUUUGAUAUAAAGGCUUUUGUAGAGAGUAAUCCUACUUUGAAAUGGUGUCCGUCACCUGGAUGUGGCCGAGCAGUGAGGCUGCCAUCGAGCAUGCUACCCUCACUGAAUGUUUCUGUAGAAGCAAGCUCUUUAGGGGAGACAGAGCCAAUGACUGUAGAUUGCGGCAGUGGUCAUUUCUUUUGUUGGCAUUGUUUAAAGGAAGCUCAUCUGCCCUGUACAUGUGAACUUUGGAGUAGAUGGAUGGAAAAAAUAGCUGAAAUGUUACCAAAGAUUCCUACAACAGAAGACAUUUCUGAGUGUCCUGAAACAGAAGCAGUCGCCAACACUCUUUGGCUCGUGACAAACUCGAAAUCCUGCCCCAACUGCAAAUCACCCAUUCAGAAAAAUGAGGGAUGCAACCACAUGAAGUGUACAAAGUGUAAACACGAGUUCUGCUGGGUUUGUCUGGAACAGUGGAAAAAACACAGUUCUGCUACAGGAGGAUAUUUUAGGUGUAAUCGAUUUGAGAUUGUUCAAAAAGUUGAAUCAGAGUCAGCCAAGAUAGUAACAGAGAUUAACACAAAGAAUGAUGAAAUCACGCAGUUAAAUUGUUUUCUACAUUAUUACUCACGCUUUAAGAACCAUGAAAAUAGUUACAAGUUUGAAGAACCUUUAUUAAGUACAGCUAAGGAUAAAAUGUCUGCACUGGCUGUUGCUGCCAUGGAAACAGCUGCAACUUCAGUGGAAAAUGCUGACACAUCAUUCAUCGAAGACGCCGUUCACGGACUACUUAAUUCAAGAAGAGUUCUCCGAGCCUCAUAUGCUUAUGGCUUCUUUCUCACUGGUAACAAAGACAAGAGAGUAAUCUUUGAAUCAAUGCAGACCGAAGUUGAAGAAGCAAUAGAGACACUAUCACAGAUGGUAGCCCGACCUUACUUGAGGACACCGCGGGCUCAGAUCAUCCAAACCACACAGCUGUUACACCGGAAGCGAGAUGACUUCCUGUUAGCUCUGUCACGUGGUCUUAUACCGGAUGACGACGAACUUCCGGAACCUAACAGCCUCAUGCCAAGCAGGUUCCUCUCUUCAUCCAGAGGAAGUCAAGAUAGCGAGUCUGACGAAGAUGAAGACAAUUAUGACGAAGUUCGCAGCGCAAUUGAACACUCCAUCAUCAAGGAACGUUUGAAUCGGCUGGCAGCGUUUGGAUCUACUGAUUCAUGCCCACUUAGUGAAGAUGUCUUUGAAGAACAAGCCGCUGCCAAGGAAAAAGUAACCUGUGAGGCGAUUCACAAGAGAUUUAACCUUUCCUCUUGUUACUUGUGCAAAUAUGGAAAAACGAAAGAAAAAGGGGCGGGAAGGAGAAGAAGGCGCCAGCGACGAAGCAAACCAGCGGAGACUGAAGACGAAAUAGAUGUUGAUGUGAUGCGAGCGAUACAUUUGUCACUGAUGCAACGUAGUACACAAACCAAUCAGAGAAGCCGACAAUCAAGCUCAUCCAGCAGUUCGACCAGCUCUUACAGAGACCAAGCACAUGGGGUGCAGGCGCCCCAGGACAUGUCUUACCUCUCUGCCGUGGAUGGGGCUUCUCUUCAGAAAGCUAUAGAGCUGUCACUUCGAGAUUCUGCUGUUGGAGGAGAACUGUCCUCUUCUCCCGAUGAUGACCUUAAACAAGCCAUCAAACUAUCUCUGCAGGACAGUGGUCUUCCCCAGGAGGGAACUGAUGGCAUUGGAUGCGCAGACAGUUCACCACAACACCCACAAACGAAAGAACAAGACGACGCUGACAGUGAUAUUGAAUUCGAUAUUUGUCUUUAAAUUGUAAUAGCUCAAUUAAAAUUUUAAAUUGUAAACAUUUUUAUACGGCAUAAUUCCAAGUGUGUGUGUGUGUGUCAUAGACAAACUAAAAAAUUAGAAUCACCCUGGACAGCUUCAUAAAUUGUGGUACAUGAAUGUACUGCUCAGAAGCUUUCAUUCGAAUGGUCAUUCAUUAGGUUCUGAACCACAAACUCGAAUGUUAAAACCAACGUUUGCAAUGUAGUGAACGGUACCCAAAGUGGUACUCAAGAGGCUCACAAAGUAAAUUCAGCGGUCAAACAUCUGCGCAUGUGCGAACGUUUUAAUACCUAGGAGGCGUGUUUUCAGGCUGUCGAUUUUUUUCUCAAGUUUUGGGCGGGAAAUUGGCGCGAGGCUGUCAAUAAUUGUUCCCCAUGCACAUGUCCGACGUUUGACCACUGUGUUCACAUCGUAGGGUUUUCAUUAUCAGUAGUCUUGAAAGCUAGAAAAAACCUCUUAAAGCGUAAUAAACAUUGCCACGUAAAAAAAGCGACCUUAAAGCUCUCGUUUGAAUGGUCAUACACUAUGGUUUCAUUCACAGGAUUCAGUAGUUAGAACCGCUUGGUAUUUUUCAAUUGAUGGUCAAAUUCACUCGGUAAUAAUCCCUAGACUCGAAGUCAAGAUUACCGUGUACAGUAUAGGAAACAAUAACACGUUAGGGUAUUGUUAACUAGCUAAAUUAUGUAAAAAUGGUAAGUUCUUAAUGUUAUUUUGUGCAGGGGUAGUUUUAUGCUUCAUUUUAAUUUAAGCGUGCUAUACCAGUGCACAUUAAUAAAAGUGGUAUUCGUAGGAUAUAGUUGCAGUUUUCUAUGUAUUUUUAUGUAAGAAUGAGUGAUGAAGACAGUAGCUGAGGUUUUAAUUUAAUACAUGCAUUUUAAUGGUGCAAAUCGUAACAUUUUAUUCCAUCAGUAAUGUAUUUUGCACAAUGCAUACAAUGAUGCAAACUGUUAACCUUUUGGCGUUGAAGGGUGACCAGCAUCUAAUUUCUCCUUACAAUAUCACCCCUGAAUCAAACAUUAAGGUCACGAGAAUAGUGGAAACGAUCACUAAUCAAAUAAGCUCCUGAUUGUUAGCCAAAUUCUCCUCUUCAGGAUCGGUGGAAAUGUCUAGAGAGCAGUGUAGAGAAUAUGAAUGCUUAUGUUAGGGUGUGAAGAGUUAAAAUGACAAUUUAGUCAUCAGUUUAGAUAGUUUGUAGAAAUACUCGUUAUUUAGAAGCUUACUUGUAAAAUAAAAUAUAAAUAAGUUGUUAUUA